Molecule: messenger RNA, 414 nt
Organism: Striga asiatica
Lineage: Eukaryota; Viridiplantae; Streptophyta; Magnoliopsida; Lamiales; Orobanchaceae
Source: the annotation of a GenBank genome assembly
UUCUACAAAUCGAGCCGAAAAAGCAUAAGAGAGAUCGAUUUCAUUUUUCAUGAUGCUAAGGGGCAGCGGAUUCAUGGUUCUGCACCCGGGUUCUUGGCGAAAAAAUUCAAAGAUUUCAAACUUCUUGAAGGACAAGCAACAAAGGCUGAGGAAGUGUGCAGCCCAAUGAGGGCUGUAAAGGCUGAAGUAGUGGACAGCCCAAUGACGGCUGUAAAGGCUGAAGUGUACAGCCCAAUUAGGGCUGAAUUGUACAGCCCAAUUAGGGCUGUGAAGGCUGAAGUGUACAGCCCAAUUAGGGCUGUAAAGGACCGCAUAGAGGACCUAAAGAAGAGGCAGCAAACUGAUGGGGAAGGGCCAAUGGGGAAGAAGAAAAUAAAGUUGGAAAAAAUGAGUGCGUCACAUGAUUUGGAUUGA